This is a messenger RNA of Zingiber officinale, 1489 nucleotides long. RefSeq names its product NAC transcription factor NAM-B2-like. Gene Ontology annotation, biological process: regulation of DNA-templated transcription; system development. Lineage: Eukaryota; Viridiplantae; Streptophyta; Magnoliopsida; Zingiberales; Zingiberaceae. The record is from RefSeq and is a predicted model, not a curated record. Bases 14 to 1288 code for a protein of 424 amino acids. The transcript has 3 exons. Gene Ontology annotation, molecular function: DNA binding.
ACGAGCCUGUCGCAUGACGUCAUCCGUCCCAACCGGGUCACACCGUUCUCGCCCGCCCGCUGGGCUCGCCGUGGUCCCCACGCCCUCAACCGCAGUCGGCGUUAACACCAGUCGCGCCGCUCGCCCUCCUCCCGAUCCCUUUAUAACCCUUCACCGCCAUCGCCUCGACAUGGAGAUGGAGAGCACCGACUCCUCCUCCGGCGCCGCCAUGAAACCGCCGCCGCCGCCGCCGUUGCCGUCACCUCCGCCGCUUCAUCCUAACCUCCCCCCCGGCUUCCGCUUCCACCCUACCGACGAGGAGCUCGUCGUCCACUACCUCAAGAAAAAGGCCGCCUCCGCCCCCCUCCCCGUCGCCAUCAUCACCGAGGUCGAUCUCUACAAGUUCGACCCCUGGGAACUUCCAGGCAAGGCCAGUUUUGGGGAGCAAGAGUGGUACUUCUUUAGCCCUAGGGACCGGAAGUACCCCAACGGAGCGCGGCCCAACAGGGCGGCCACGUCCGGGUACUGGAAGGCCACGGGCACCGACAAGCCGAUACUGACGUCGGGCGGGAGCCAGGUCAAGGUCGGCGUCAAGAAGGCGCUCGUCUUCUACCGCGGCAAGCCGCCUAAGGGCAUCAAGACUAACUGGAUCAUGCACGAGUAUCGCCUCGUCGACGACGACCGCCAUCACCACCACAGCAGCAGACUGCCUCAUGUUGCCAGCAAGAAGAGGGGCGGAUCGCUCCGGCUGGAUGAUUGGGUGUUGUGCCGCGUCUACAAGAAGAGCAACACCACCAGCGGCGUCGGCGAUAGGCCGUCCACUGAAGACGGGAGCGCCGAUGACGCUCUCGGUGCUUCGUCGGGCGGGCAGACCGAAGGACUUCGACCGCCGUUGACCAACUACAACGCCUUGAUGGAGAACGACGGGACCUUCUUCGAGGGGCUACUUGCCGCCGAGGUCGACCUGGCGGCCAACCCAAUCGCCCACCUCGCCGCCGCGCCGAGAACCAAUCUCAACCUCACCUUCCCCUUGCGCCACUCUCUUUCUUCCCCUUACUGGAACACCGACUCGGCAAACAUCCCCGCCGCGCCGCCAACCACUAGGCUUCUUGAUUCCGCCGACGACAACAACGGCAGCAGCUGCAGCAACAGCAGCGCUGCUGCUUCACACGAAGACCCCAUGCACAAAAACCGGAUGCUUCUCAAUCAGACUCACCAUGGCACUGCGUACCAUGACCAGAUGAUUCACGGUGCCUCCAUCUUCCACCAGCAUCCCUUCCAGCUCCCCGGAGUAAACUGGAGCUCCUAAUCAUCAUCAUCAGUUUCAGGUAACUCAAACCAGUGUACAUAAUCAAAGCCCAAUUGUUCCAGUGCGGGAACAGAGGGAUCAUCGGUAUCGUAAUACACAAAGUUGGAUUCUUUAACAAGCAUAAGCGAUCUCGAGAUGAUCGAAAGCAGACUGGUACUGUAAUUCCAGAUGAUACUAAUAAUAUAAUUGAUAGUCUUUCAA